AAAAAAAGAAAAGGAAAGUUUUGGAUAUGGUUUCUAAAAAUUUUGGAUGUGGUUUCCAUUUCUAAAAAAUUCUGUACAGCAUGAUUAAUGAAACAUUUGACCGGUAGAUUUUUUUUUUUUUUUGCUGUGUACAGCUUCCAGAGCAAGAGCAAGUGUCAACCAGUAAUCACCCCCUCUAUAAAUAAUAAUAAUCCAUUACACAAGACAUAUAAAACAUAUCUAAACAACAAAACCGGAAAAUUCAUCUUUAAAAUCUACGCAGAUCAUGGAAACUGGUUUAACCAUCUUGAAGCUGUCCUUGUGCCUCAGCCUAGUCGUGGUUGUAUCGUGUGCUGAGUCAACCAUGGAGAUGCACCUGGGAGUGUGUGACCAGUACGAGUGCCCCACCUACAAACUGGUUGAGGCUGGAAACGGCUAUCAGAUCCGCGUCUACAACUCUGCGGUCUGGAUGGCCACUGCUCCCAUCCCCGCCUCAUCCAUGACUCAGGCCAGCACCACCGGUUUCCAACGAUUAUUUAGUUACAUACAAGGAGAUAACAAGAGCAAGACAAAGAUGGAGAUGACAGCUCCGGUGAUCACACAAGUAAUCCCGGGAAAAUCAGUGUACACAGUCUCCUUCUACCUCCCCAAGAAGUACCAACAGAACCCACCUCUUUCCGAUGCCUUCCACAUGCAGCCAUGGAAACAAACCUACGUAGCCGUGAGGCAGUUCGGUGGAUACGUGUCGGACGAAGCGGCCAAGAAAGAAGUUGCAGCUUUGAUGGCUAGCCUCAAGGGCACUAAGUGGAGCGUGCCCGUUGAAAAGAGCAAAGCUAAGUCUCCAGAUUAUUUGGUCGCCGGUUAUAGCCCACCGUUCCAGCUCAUUGGUAGAGUUAACGAGGUUAUGGUUCCGUUUAACAUGUAAUGAGGUUACGCCCUCACAAUCGGGAUGUUUGCAUUUAUAGCAAUCGGAUUAAGAGAGUGGUUUAAAAGCGAGACUGUAUUAGCUUGCGAUUAAACUGCUUAACAAUAAAAUAAAAAUGUUUAGUAUUUUCAAUUUUAUCA
Messenger RNA from Thlaspi arvense, 1044 nucleotides. NCBI's taxonomy places the organism in Eukaryota, Viridiplantae, Streptophyta, Magnoliopsida, Brassicales, Brassicaceae. The record is from the annotation of a GenBank genome assembly.